Molecule: messenger RNA, 1743 nt
Organism: Girardinichthys multiradiatus
Lineage: Eukaryota; Metazoa; Chordata; Actinopteri; Cyprinodontiformes; Goodeidae
Gene: afmid
Product: arylformamidase
Exons: 10
Coding region: 58-957 (299 amino acids)
Cellular component (GO): cytoplasm
Molecular function (GO): hydrolase activity
Source: RefSeq, a predicted model, not a curated record
GCAGAGGGCGCUGUCUGCUGUGUUUAUUCCUCCCUGCCUGGUGGUGAGCCAGCUUACAUGGCGGCAGCGGGGUGGCUCAUACCUGUGUCUGUUUCUGUCAAACAGGAGCUGGAGAAGCAGUACUCACCCAGCAGGUGGUCCCACAGGAUGGCGGCAGACGACGUGAUCAAGGCCCACGUCAAGGCUCUGAAGGAAGGUACGGAGCAAGCCCGUAGCCUGGCUCAAACUCUAAUCAACGUACCGUACGGGGACGGAGAUGGAGAGAAACUAGACGUGUACAUCCCCAGGACCGACUCUUUGGAUGUCAACCUUGUUAUUUACAUCCAUGGAGGCUACUGGCAGUUCCUCAGCAAAGAGGAGUCUGGAUUCCUCGCUGUCCCACUCAUUGAUAAGGAUGUGGUCGUGGUUGCCGUUGGUUACACCAUUGCCCCCAAAGGUGACAUGGAUCUGAUGGUGUCACAGGUUCGCAGGAGCGUUGUGUCUGCCAUUCAGCAGUACUCGCACAUCAGUGGUCUGUACCUGUGUGGCCACUCUGCAGGGGCUCACCUGGCUGCCAUGGUGCUCUCCACCGACUGGUCCCAGUAUAGCAUCACACCAAAUAUCAAAGGUGCUUUUCUUGUCAGUGGCAUAUUUGAUCUGCUGCCCAUCCUGUCCACAUAUGUCAACGAGCCUCUGAAGAUGACAGAGGAGGUGGCGGUGAGAAACAGCCCCAGCCAGCUGGUUCCUCAGCUCAAACAGUCCUCCUCGGGCUGUCAGAUUGUCGUGGCCGUCGCCCAGAACGACUCGCCAGAGUUUCGCAAGCAGUCAGAGGAAUAUUACAAAGCUCUGGAAGCAGCAGGACUGAAUGUGACCAUGGAAGAUGUGGUGAACACAGACCACUUUAGUAUCAUUGAGCAGCUGGUAGAUGCAGACUAUCACCUAACCAAGCUUCUCCUGAAGAUGAUGGGGAAGAGCUGAAGUGUUCAACAAAUCUCUGAUCAGUCUUUUUGCACCCACAAUGAGAAAAUAUGCAUUGUUUCAGGUUUUCAUUGUGGUAAAUGUUCUUCUUUUGUCCUUUUUGAAAUCAAUUCAGGUGACAUCAGUUGUUCUGACAGGUUGGUUUACAUUAUUUAUUACAAAGGUUCUUCAUCAUGGUUACUGCUGUGGAAAAAGUGCUAACUGAGCUUUGGAUUUUUGAAAUACCUUUACUUGACUGCAGCAUAUUGUAGCAAAUUUCACUUCCCAAACCCAGUUGUAAACGGAUUACUGGACUAUUGUGAAAAUUGUUAUUGUUGGGAAGCAGGGCACCACUGCAAAAUAAUUGUUUUUCAGUGGAUUGUUAUUUUUGGCUUAUUUCCAGUGUUUGUAGCUGGGUGGGUCUAACUGAAUAAUGUUUUGUUUUGCUUUUUUUAUAACAAUCUUCAGCAUGUCUCUUAGUCAGAUAUGACGAGUAGCAACAUUUCAUUCAACCUGACUGUAGUGUUUCACCAUAACCUCCAGCUCUACACUGAGAUCUCACCCAGGGAAUGCUGAUGUAACGAGUCCUGAUGAUACUGACAGGUUUAUAUUUUUACUUCAUCCUGAUAUAGGUGCAGAAUUUUGAUUUUCAAACAUGAAGUUUUGAACUCGAGUUUCAUUUUUCAAUGGUAAUAGUUCAUUUGCACUACAUAUUCUAGCAUUGCAGAUUAAGAAUCUUUAAACCAUGUUCUGUUUAUCAUUAUAGUACAAUAUGAAGAAGAUAAUAAAUAUUUAUAUUUGAGAAAA